UUGACAGAAUAUCCCAAACCGGAUCUCAUCUCCCGUCUGGAAGGAGGAGGAGACCCCUUAGACCAGGGCUCCAUGGAAGGAGAAGGACCUGCAGCAGGUAAUGAGCAGCAGAGAGAGAACUAUGAGGAGCCACCCGCGACGUCAAUGGAAAUUAUGGAGCCUUUCAUGGAAACAGAAGAGUUUGGAAAUCAAAAGGAACUGAAAAGGAAAAGGGGAAACCAAAGGCAAAACGAGAAGAACAACUCCUCUGCCUCUCAGGAUGCCAAACUUUCUGAACAUCUGACUUCAGGCUCAGAUCAAGAAGAGUGUCCUGUUUGUGGGAGAAAGUGCAAAUGCAAAUCACAAUUAAACACACACUUCAGCGUUUCCAUGGGAGAGAGACCACACAAAUGCAUGGAAUGUGGGAAGAGCUUCAAUCACAAUGGAGAUCUACAUAAACAUCAAAGAACCCACACAGGGGAGAAAUACAAACUCAUGGAAUGUGGGAAGAGCUUCAGUAAGAGUGAACAUCUCAGUUCUCAUCAGAGGACCCACACAGGAGAGAAACGUUAUAAAUGCAUGGAAUGUGGAAAGAGCUUCAGUCACAGUGGAAAUCUACAUAAACAUAAAAGAACCCACACAGGAGAGAAACAUUAUAAAUGCAUGGAAUGUGCACAGAGCUUCAGUGAGAGUGGAACUCUAC
This is a messenger RNA of Sceloporus undulatus (fence lizard), 682 nucleotides long. Its product is annotated as zinc finger protein 79-like. NCBI's taxonomy places the organism in Eukaryota, Metazoa, Chordata, Lepidosauria, Squamata, Phrynosomatidae. The transcript has 2 exons. Gene Ontology annotation, molecular function: RNA polymerase II cis-regulatory region sequence-specific DNA binding; DNA-binding transcription factor activity, RNA polymerase II-specific. Gene Ontology annotation, biological process: regulation of transcription by RNA polymerase II. The annotation marks the transcript as partial. The record is from RefSeq and is a predicted model, not a curated record.